Messenger RNA from Cooperia oncophora, 237 nucleotides. Lineage: Eukaryota; Metazoa; Nematoda; Chromadorea; Rhabditida; Trichostrongylidae. The record is from the annotation of a GenBank genome assembly.
AUGCUACAAGCUCUCGCCAUUCCACCAAAUAUAUUCAUCGCUCACAAAUAUCUGAACUAUAUCUUUUGCAUUCUGGCUUCACUCGAACGGAGAGAAACUGUUGCGAAGGCAGUUCCUUACCUCGGUCCACUUGAGUACUUCCUCAACACUCCGUCUAGCCACCGAGUUCAUCAUGGCAGAAACCCUUACUGCAUCGACAGGAACUAUGGAGCUGUCUUGAUUAUUUGGGACAGGUGA